AUGGCCGAAAAAAAGAUCGCAAAAAAACAGGGACAAGCUACCACCGAAGAAACUCCAAAAUUGAUAGCACAAGCCCUUUAUGAUCUGGAAAAUAAUGUUCCGGAAUUGAAAACGGACUUGAGGCCCUUACAAAUUACUGACGCAAAAGAGUAUGAAUUAGGUGGUGGGAAAAAGGCCAUUGUGAUAUUUGUUCCAGUCCCUCUAUUAAAACAAUUCCAAAAGGUCCAAUCAAGGCUCACUCGUGAACUUGAGAAGAAAUUCUCGGACCGUCAUAUUGUUUUCAUCGCAGAUCGACGUAUUUUACGUAAACCCGGUCGUAGAUCUCGUGUGAAGCAGGCUCGUCCGCGAUCACGUACCCUUACCUCUGUACACGAAAAGUAUCUAGAAGAUCUAGUGUUUCCCACUGAGAUUGUGGGAAAGAGGACACGUGUUAAAGUCGAUGGUAGUAAGAUCAUUAAAGUGUACCUUGAUAAUAAGGACAUUACAUCUUUUGAAUAUAAGCUUGAUACUUUCAAAGCUGUUUACAAGAACCUUACUAGUAAAGAUGUCGAGUUUCAAUUCCAUCAACUUGAAUAA
Molecule: messenger RNA, 576 nt
Organism: Funneliformis mosseae
Lineage: Eukaryota; Fungi; Glomeromycota; Glomeromycetes; Glomerales; Glomeraceae
Source: the annotation of a GenBank genome assembly